This is a messenger RNA of Didymodactylos carnosus, 6292 nucleotides long. Lineage: Eukaryota; Metazoa; Rotifera; Eurotatoria; Philodinida; Philodinidae. The record is from the annotation of a GenBank genome assembly.
AUGUCGUCAUCAAAUGAUGCAUUAAACAAAGCAAAACAAGCUGCAGCUUAUGCAGCUGUUGAUGAUUAUAUUAAUUCUAAUGUUCAUAUUGUUGGAAUUGGCUCUGGUUCAACUAUUAUUCCAGCCGUAAAAAGAAUUGCUGAGAAAGUUCGACAAGACAAACUUGAUUUAAUAUGUAUUCCAACAUCGUAUCAGGCGAAAGAAUUGAUUAUUUCAAAUGGUUUAUGUCUUGGCAGUUUAACAGAAUAUACCGAAUUGGAUGUUGCUAUUGAUGGUGCUGAUGAAGUUGACAAGAAUUUUAAUUGUAUAAAAGGUGGUGGAGGAUGUCAUACACAAGAAAAACUUAUUGCACAUUGUGCAAAAAAAUUUAUUGUUAUUGCUGAUGAAAAAAAAAAUUCUCAAGAAUUAGGUGAAAAAUGGAAACGUGGUAUACCCGUUGAAGUAUUGCCUCUUGCAUUUAAAAUAUGUAUGAGAGAAAUCUGUAAACAAUUAGGUGGUGAUAUAGUAUUACGAGAAGGCACGGAAAAAAUAGGUCCUGUUUUAACAGACAAUGGAAAUUUUAUUAUUGAUUGGAGAUUUGAUACAGAAACUAAAAAUAGAAAUUGGUCAGAUAUAAAUAAAACAUUAAAAUCUAUACCCGGUGUUGUCGAAACUGGUCUAUUUAUUAAUAUGGUAACAAAAGCUUAUUUUGGUGGGAGCGAUGGAAAAUUUUUAAACAUUGAGUUUGGACCAGCUAGUAGUAGUCAAUUUUUACUCGUUUCAUCAUGGGAUUGUCUUGUAAGACUCUAUGAUAUAAACCAAAAUUCAUUUCGUACGAGCCAUAAACAUAAUGGACCAGUAUUAGACUGUUGUUUUCAAGACAGUUCACAUGCUUAUAGUGGUGGACUAGAUCGGGUGUUAAAAGUUUGUGACUUAAACACUCAACAAGAAGCGAUUGUUGGUCAUCAUGAAAGUGUUAUUCGUUGUGUUCAUUAUUGUCAUGAAUUGAAUCUUAUUAUAACAGGCAGUUGGGAUGGUUAUGUUAAAAUUUGGGAUCCACGAGUGCCUACGUGUACAACUUCUUGUAUGCAACCAGACAAAGUUUAUACAUUAGAUACAGUUGGUGAAAUACUAGUUGUUGGUACAGCCCAACGAAAAGUUCCAAUAUGGGAUCUGCGUAAUAUGGGUCAAACUCAAGAGAUACGUGAAUCAAAUUUAAAAUAUCAAACACGAUGUAUUAGAUGUCGUGUGGCAGUUGAAUUUUUUGAUUCUAAUCCAGAGACACAAAAGAAGAAAUAUGCAUUCAAAUGUCAUCGUUCUAAAGAAAAUGGUGUUGAAUGUGUAUAUCCAGUAAAUGCUCUAACAUUUCAUAAACAAUACGGUACAUUCGCAUCGGGUGGAAGCGAUGGCUUUGUGAAUAUUUGGGAUGGAUCCAAUAAAAAACGUUUAUGUCAGUUUCAUCAGUAUCCAACAGGCAUCACAAGUCUAGCCUUUUCUCCUGAAGGAACAACAUUGGCAAUUGGCUCAUCUUAUAAUUAUGAACAAGGCGUAGAAUUAUACGCCAAUGGAGAUUUACCAAAAAAUAAUGUGUUUGUUCGUCGAAUGGUCGAUGAAACAUUGUUUGAUUACCUUCAUAUGGCAAUUGUUGAUCAUUAUUGUAAUGAUGUUAUAAAAAAAGACUCAACAGACAAUUCAGAAGUCAUUGUUGGAUCCGAAACACCAACAUGUUUUCUUUAUUUAUCUCAAUUAGGUUAUCGUGUUGGUUAUGUAUUAAGUGAACGUAUUUCAAAGGAGAGUCCACUAUUUCGUGAUGAAUUAAAUACAAUCAAGUAUUUAUGUAAAGAAUUAUGGUUAAAUUUAUUUAAAAAACAAGUAGAUAAUUUAAGAACAAAUCAUCAAGGUGUUUAUGUUAUACAAGAUAUAAAAUUUCGCUUAUUACAACAAAUAUCGUCAUCAUUAUCACAAAAUAAAACAUCAGCGAAGACUACGAAACAAAAUAGUAAUAAUUUUGAUAAACUUCAUACAGCCUAUUUGUCUUAUUCAGUUGGACUGAUCAGAGGUAUUCUAACAAAUUUAGGUUAUCCGUGUCGUGUUACAGCUGAAAUUAUUGAUCAUUUACCGAGUCCUACCAGUAGCGCAAAAGCAGCCAGUACAUCGUUGCUGCUUCAGACAAAUGGAGUAUCUCCAUUUACACUUUUAUCAGGCGAUAUAACCAGUAUGACAGCAGAGGGAACGAAUUUUGAUGAAACUGAUCAUGAUCUUGAUCCAGAACUACGUGUUAUUUUAAGAAAAUUAACAAAAAAAGAUUCAACAACGAAAAUUAGAGCAUUUGAUGAAUUACGAGAUUAUAGUGAAGAAUGUGAAAUGGACGAUAAAAUUCGACCAAUAUUACCAUUUUUUUUCCGUUACUAUCGAAAAUGGUCCAUGUACUUCAGAUUUCGAUUCUCAUUGCAGGAUCAAGAUCAACGUGUGAGAGAUGAAUGUCAAUCAACGUUCGACUUAAUUGGAAUGAAAAUGAAAAAAAAUUUAUUACCGCAUUUAAAGUCCAUUUUGCCCACAUGGUUGAUGGCACAAUGUGAUUCUUAUGCACCAGCAUCUUCAAAAGCGAAAUAUUUGUAUACAAAACUAUUUAGUGGAGAGCAAAAACAAGCUGAAGUAGUUUAUUACGCUAGAAAAGAAAUAAUGUCAACUUUAGCCGAUGAACUGAGUGAAUGUUCGGACGCGCUCAAAGACAAAAAACAAAAUGAAUUAGAAACGGAUGAUAGUCAUGAACGACGUUUAACUCAGUCGUUACUUGCAUUAAGUUUAUUUUUGAAUUAUUUUGAUUCAAACAAACUUUCAGAAUUACAUGACAAUUUUAGACAAAUUCUUGAUAGUGGCAAAUUUUGGAAAUUAGAAAAAUUCAAAUCAAAACAAAUUCAAAGUUCAUUCUAUCGUUGCUUAUUUUCCUUGAUACGUCUAAUGCCAGACUUAAUGAAAGAUUACUUAACCAAAUUUAUUCCGUUGAUAUUUUCUGCAAUUAAUGAAAGUGAUCCGACAAUAUGUCCCCUAGUUUGGACUGAUCUUUUGGAAUGUUUAGAAACAUUCGAUGAUUGUUGGUCUCAUAUCAAUUAUCAAAAAGCAUUUUUACCAAAAUUAUGGGCAUUUUUGAGACACGGCUGUUAUGGAAAUGUAUUUGGUGUAAAAGACGCUCUAUUGUCCUUAAUUAGUAAAAUUCCAUCAACAGUUAUCGAAGAUAAAACAUAUAAUUUUAUUGAAAAUUUUUUCACAUCAAUGGAGGAAGGAAUGUUAUUAAUAAAAGGUCGUCAUCAGGCAAAUAAUGCAAAUGCAUUAUUAAAAGCUUAUAUGGAUUGUGUAAUGUAUAUUCUUGACCAAUAUUAUAAAGAAUUAGAGCAAAAAUUAAUAUUUAUUAACGAUAGAAUGUUACCAUUGAUUCGCGUCUAUUUAACAGAUAAAGAAUGUUCAAUUCGUAACGUUUAUCCUCGCCAAUAUUUAUAUUUAUUAAACACCCUUAAGCCUCAAAAACUCUACAAUGAUCAUCUAAAUAAUGUAUUAUUACUGUUUUCUUCUAUCAUUAAUAAACAACCUCCAGUUGAUGAUUUAAAAUAUAUAUUUGAACAAGCAGGUCAUUUAUUUGAAACAGUCCUAUUGCCACCAAAACAGAAAAGUUUGCGUUUUGCUUCAUCAUCACCACAAUUAUUAAAUAAUGGUGAUACAUUAUUUGCGGAUGAUAGUGAUGAAAAAAGUGAUGAACAAAAUGAUUAUCUAAUUGAGUUAUCAAUUCAAUUAUGUCGUCUAUGUUUUGACUAUUGUUUGAAAAAUAAAGAUGAAAUUUCGUACGAAUAUAGUCUUGAUUUAUUUUCCCAUUUAUUAUCAAUCAAUAAUGAGCAAAAUUCAAAAAUAAUUAUCACAAAAUUAACUGAAGAAAAAGAUGUAAAUAGUGUAGCAGAAUUAUUCUAUUUAAAUUAUGAAAAACCUUUAUUAGUUAUUUCUAUCGAAAAACAAUCGACAUUAGAUCAUGUUUUGCAAUUGACUAUUUAUACGCUCAAUUUAUUUAAUUCAUCGGCUCAAUGUGUCGAACGAGUUCUUGCUGAUCUUAUCAAACUUGAAUCAUCUCGUCGAUUUUAUUUUCUACUGGUAUCUAUCGUCUGUCGUUAUGAAUCAUCUCCAUCAUUUCACACUUGGUUACAACAUCAUGGUGUACUUGAACAAUUAUUGAAUAUGACAGCCACGGUUACAUCGACAGCUGACGUUGAUCAAUUGAACAAUGAUCUUGUUUUACCUGUUUCUGUUGAAGAAUUUCAAUUGCUUUCAUCUUUAUUAUGUUCAGAAAAAUCAAAAUUUUUAACCGAAAUUCAAAAAGAUCAAGUUGUUUAUUUAGCAUGUCGACUGUUUUGUCAAAAAAAUCAACAACAACAAUCGGAUAAACCUGGAAGUGUCACUGUCACUUGUCAGAAUGUCAAUGAUACUGAUUUAAUGAAAAAUAUUGAUCAUGUAGCAAAAUAUCUAUUUGAACGAAUAUAUUCAACGUUUGAGAAAAAAUCAACUCAAGAAUUAUUUAAAAUCUAUUUUCAAACAGAUAUAAAUAAUUUACUCGUUAAAAAUGUUAAUUUAAGUGAUCAUUACCGUCAUAUAUGGUUUAUUACUCUUCAAAAAUGUGUCGAACAUCCAACAUUAUUCAAGGAAAUUCUUACUCAACUAAAAUUUUACAUAAUUGAUUAUAUUCCAAGUCAAUCAGACAAUGGAAUAUUCAUUGAUAGUAUUCUAUCUAUAUGUUUGGACAUUGAUAAUUUAGGUGGUUCAUCAUCAUUAACUCCAUUAUUGAAUGAAUAUCUAUUAGAUAAAAUUUCUUUAACAAAAGAAUCAUUCACUGAAUGUUUAUUAUAUUCGAGUAUGAAAGGUUAUUUGAUACCAACUAGUCCACUACACGUUGGUCAAGAGACAAAACAAGAGACUUACACACGUUAUACACAUGUACAAUUUACAUGUUUAUUUAUAAUUCGACAAUUUGAAUCAAAUUCACUAUUAUUUAAAGAAUUUGAUGAUUAUCAAAGUAUUAUUAAACAAAUUCUAUUAAAUGAACAAUUAUUUUAUCAUAGACGAUUGGAGACUAAACAUUUAACACAACAAAUUGAACGAUUAUUUAAUCAACAAUCGUUUAAACCAAAAUUAAAAUUAAUUGAUCUCUUGUCCUCAUCUGUAAAAUCAACAGAAAACGAAGUCGAUUUAUACAGUGAAAUAAUUUAUUAUCAUUCUUACAAUAUUCUAAGAGAUAAAUAUUUGAAUUUGAACGAAUAUAAUGAUGAUUUAAAUUAUUCGUUAAAUAUUCCAUCUGGAGAUGAAUAUUUAAAUGCUUCUAUUAUAUUAUGUUCUCGUUUUCAUGAUGAUACGUUAAAAUUAUUAAUUCCGUAUUUAAGUGAACUUUGUUGUCGUGAAUUAUGUGCAUUAUAUUUAGCAGCAUUAAAUCAAUGUUUACAACAAUCAAUUAAAAUUGGUACAAUUAUUGGUGAUAGUAAGAUAAAUCAAUCAUUUUUAGAUCUAUUAGAUAUAAUGUAUUCAUCAACGAAAACAUCAAAUAAACUUGAUUUAUCGAGUUGGAAUGAAACAAUUUUUUGUAUUGAAGUAUUAAAAUAUUGGAAUAAUUUAUUUGAACAUGGAACAUUUGUCUAUUCACUAAAACAACAACAUUGGGAUAAAAUUCUUUGUUAUCUAACUAAUUUAUAUCAACUAUUGAUCAACAUGAAUGUUGAAAAUAAUCCGGAUAAUACAAUAGCAACAGAAUUACUCUUAUAUCAUUCAUCAAAAUUAUUGUAUUCAAUUGGAGAAUUAUUGACAAUCGAUACUAGUGAUUCAAUAUCAAAACAAUUGAAAGAAGAAUGGGAAAAAUUGUAUAGUAAAGAAAUUUAUCAACAAUUAUUACCAUUAUACGUCGCCUUACCAAGUGUAUUAAACGAAUUUUCAAACUAUUAUCUAUGUCAUGAAAUGGUCAAAUCUUUAUGUUGUUCACUAUGUGUUAUACCCGAUGAUCAUUUAAUCUCUAAUACUUUGAAACCAUUAUUUCAUCCAGAUGAUAUUAAUUUGACAUGGUCUGAUUCGUUACAAUCAUCAUUCAAUCAUUUAUAUCGUUUAUUAUCAACAUCAAAUCGUUCUAUUCAAUAUUCUUCUUAUACUCUAUUGAAUAAACUCUUACCACAUAUAGCAGAAUAUUUAUUACCAAGAAAUAAAACGGAAGAUGAGAAUGAAUCGGAACUUUUGUGUACUCUACCUGGUUCCAUUUUAGAAUCACUAAAAAGAACAGAAGAAAUAAUUGGAC